CAUGAUCACUGUAACAACACACUGUACGUUUGUUUGUGCAGCAGAUCUGUUAAAAGAGCAAAGUGAAGAGAGUCAGUGUUGAAUCCAUCCAGGUGGAUCCCGGUGGAUCCAGCCUCUUUACGCACCAUGCUCCCCGCAGUGGAGGCGGCCAAGAUCUACCACACCAACUACGUGCGUAACUCGCGCGCCAUGGGCGUGCUGUGGACGGUGUUCACCAUCACCUUCGCCGUCAUCACCGUGGUGGUGUUCAUUCAGCCAUACUGGAUCGGGGACAGCGUGAACACGCCGCAGGCCGGGUACUUCGGCCUCUUCCACUACUGCAUCGGCAACGCGCUCACCUCGGAGCUCACGUGCAAAGGGAGCGCGCUGGACUUCGGCUCCAUCCCAUCCGGCGCCUUCAAGACGGCCAUGUUCUUCGUGGGCAUCUCCAUGCUGCUGGUGGUGGGCAGCAUCGUCUGCUUCAGCCUCUUCUUCUUCUGCAACGCGGGCAGCGUGUACAAGAUCUGCGCCUGGAUGCAGCUGGCCUCCAGUACAUGCAUGGUGAUUGGAUGCAUGAUCUAUCCAGACGGCUGGGACUCAGAGCAGGUGAAGCGAAUGUGUGGCCAGCGGACCGACAAAUACACCUUGGGCAACUGCACGGUGCGCUGGGCGUACAUCCUGGCCAUCAUCAGCAUCAUGGACUCCCUGGUCCUCUCCUUCCUGGCCUUCAGCCUGGGCAACAGGCAGGACAAGCUGCUGCCCGAGGACUUCCAGGUGGAGGGGAAAGAUAACGCAUAGACACCCAGAGGACGACAGAGACCACAGAUGAACAGGAACUGCUGACUCAGGGAAUUCAAAUGUGUUCAAAGGCUUUGACAGUUUUCUUAAAAAUCAAAAUUUGCCCACACAGACAUUUGAAAUCAUGGUCAGAGUGAGUCACUGGCCUCCUCUCGCUCCAGCCUCACAGCUUUACAUUAUCUAUGGUGCUUUUUAAGGUAAAAUAAUUCCACAUAUUCAAUGUGUGAAUAUGUUAACAGAGCUUCCAUCUACAAAUUUUAGAUAAAUGUAAAGCUGCUCCUGACUAUCGAAUU
Messenger RNA from Paralichthys olivaceus (Japanese flounder), 1070 nucleotides. RefSeq names its product LHFPL tetraspan subfamily member 5a (gene lhfpl5a). Gene Ontology annotation, cellular component: plasma membrane. Lineage: Eukaryota; Metazoa; Chordata; Actinopteri; Pleuronectiformes; Paralichthyidae. The record is from RefSeq and is a predicted model, not a curated record. Gene Ontology annotation, biological process: detection of mechanical stimulus involved in sensory perception; sensory perception of sound.